Molecule: messenger RNA, 3189 nt
Organism: Rotaria socialis
Lineage: Eukaryota; Metazoa; Rotifera; Eurotatoria; Philodinida; Philodinidae
Source: the annotation of a GenBank genome assembly
AUGACAGUUGACGCAAUAAUAAAUGCCAUAUUUGGCAUUGGCGUGGCUAUCUUUCUCGAUUGGAAGUUGUCGUUAAUAAUGCUAUGUUUAAUACCACUAGUCAUCGUCGGUUCAAGCAUUUUUUCCAAGUUUGUAGCUAAAGAAACAAUAAAUCAGUUAAAAGCAUAUUCGAAAGCAGAUGAAAUUGUUCAAGAAGUAUUCAGCUCUCUGCGUACUGUCUUGUCGCUUAAUGGUGGCAAGUUUGAAAAAAAGCGAUAUCAAACGAAUUUACUUACAACUAGAGAGAGUAAUAUUCGCAAAGGCAUCGCGCUUGGUAUUUUUUUUGGCUGGAACUGUCUUAUACUUUAUGUGAUAUACUUCGUUGGCUUUAUAACAGGAUCAUAUCUCACGUACACAGAGCAUGAAAAAGGAAGCAUAGGUAAUAUCAUUGCCGUUGUGAUGAUUUUCGCACAAGAUAUCAGUUUUAUUGGUUAUGUCGGCCCGUUCUUGCAAUCUCUCGCAGAAGCUCGUGCUGCAGCAACAGCGGUAUAUCGACUAAUUGAAGAGGAAAAUAUCACUGAGAUGCAAAUAUUGGAUGAAUACGAGUCAGGCCACAAAUCAACAGAUAUAAAUGGUGAUAUUCAGUUCGAAAAUGUGAAUUUUGCUUAUCCAGCUCGAAAGGAUGUGGAAGUUAUACGUCAUCUUGAUUUAGUGGCUCGUGCUGGCGAGACAACUGCAUUGGUGGGCAAAAGUGGCUCAGGGAAGAGUACAACUAUAUCAUUGUUGCUUCGUUUCUAUGAGCCCAUACUGGGUCAUAUUAAGAUUAACAAUCAACUAAUCUCGGACUACAACAUAAAAAACCUUCGACAAAACAUAGGAAUUGUCAGUCAAGAGCCGUAUCUGUUUGGUACCAGUAUUUACAAUAAUAUUCUUUAUGGCAAAGAAGAUGCGAGCAAUAUAGAAAUCGAAGAAGCAGCGAAGCAAGCCAACGCUCAUGAUUUUAUUAUGACACUGCCCAAUAAAUACGAAACACUCGUUGGAGAGUCUGGUGUUCAACUAAGUGGUGGUGAAAAACAACGCAUAGCGUUAGCUCGUGCUCUUGUUAAACAGCCCGCAUUACUCCUACUAGACGAAGCAACCAGUGCACUUGACAAUGUCAGCCGCACGACAAUUGUUGUAUCUCAUCGUUUAUCUACGAUAAGUAAUGCACAUCAAAUUUAUGUUUUUGACAACGGAACUGUGAUUGAGCAUGGUACACAUGAAACACUUAUGGCAAAUGAAGGAAGUGCAUAUCAAGAAUUAUUUCAAACACAACAGAAAGAGCAUAUGGAAAGUGACAAUUAUCAAAGUACUAGUAAAAUAUGUGAUGAAAAGCAAACUGUUGGACUUCCGUGGUGUCAUAGUGAUGAGCAGAAUACUAUAAAAGGAGAGAAAAGAUUAUUGUCGAAUCGAUGGACUGACUUUCGAAGAUUAGUGUCUAUGAAUAGUCCGGAGAAAAUUGCUAUUCUGAUCGGUUGUUUCGCGUGUUUAGCUGCAGGAGUAACUCAGCCAAUAUGUGUCGUUCUAUUAGCAAAGAUAAUCCAAGGAUUCGAAAGUUGCACUAGCGCUGAACGUCAGCAUCAGGUUCUCAUUUUCAGCAUCAUAUUCUUAUUGUUAGGUGUUGCAACAUUUGCAAUUCGUUUCUUACAAUUCACAGCUUUUGCCGUAUCGGGUUCAAAAUUAACUGAACGCAUUCGUGUCAAAACUAUUGAAUGUCUUCUUCGUCAGGAAGUUGCUUAUUUCGAUCGACCCGAAAAUAGUUGUGGUGCUGUUUGUACUCGCCUCUCCUCUGAUGGAUCGGCUGUGCAACAAAUGACUGACCCUCGAUUGGGAAUAUUCUGUGAAACUUUUUCUAUGUUCCUUAUUGCAAUGAUACUUGGAUUUUUCUACAGUUGGCAAAUAGCAUGCAUCGUCUUCUUGUGCAUUCUACUGAUAUGUGUUCUCGGUUACAUUAAUAUUAGGGUUCAAGAUCAACUAUCCAAACAUUCUGGGAUGUUACAAGAACGCGCGGGCUCACUGGCUGUCGAAGUUCUUCACAAUAUGCGCACCAUAAAACAGUUGACAAUCGAAGAUGUUGUUUUACAACAAUAUUCUGAUUUCAUCUGGGAGAAAUUUAGAAUCACCCGAAAUUAUUCGAUAAUAAUUGGAUUAAUCAUGAGUGGUAUUUGGGCCAUGAUUGCAUACAACAUUGCGAUAAUAUAUUGGUGUGUUCUUGUACUUAUCGAACACAACGAAAUGAAAAUGAACGACAUCAUAAAAGUUUUCGCUUUUGCUAUGUUUUUCAUUCAAUCUAUACGUAGCGUCUUGACCAUGAUUGAGGACUUUGGUACCUCUCUAUCUGCUAUUCAUUCUUUUUUUGAAUUAUUUGAUCGAACGCCACUUAUUGACAAUGGUUCAACAACAGGUCAAGAACUAGUUGACUUUCGUGGUCAAAUUGAUUUUGUUCAAGUCAAUUUUUCAUAUCCCACUCGAUCACAAGUACGUGUGUUAAACAAUUUUCAACUCUCCAUCCAGUCAGGUCAACGAAUUGCUCUUGUUGGCGUUUCUGGUUCAGGCAAAUCAACAGUUAUUCAACUUUUAGAACGAUUUUAUGAUGUUACAAAUGGUAAAUUGUGCAUUGAUGGAGUCGAUAUUCGGCAGCUAAAUAUACAUUGGGUUCGAUCUUGUUUUGGUCUUGUCAGUCAAGAGCCGAUCCUCUUCGAUUUAACAAUCGCUGAGAAUAUAGCAUAUAGUAGAGAUGAUGCAUCUAUCAUCGACAUAAUUGAUGCAGCUACCAAAGCUAACAUUCACGAGUUCAUUCAAAAUCUUCCAGAGGGCUAUCAGACAAGGGUCGGAAGAAAAGGUAGCCAGCUGUCUGGUGGUCAAAAGCAACGUAUUGCUAUUGCUCGAGCUCUUUUUCGUCGGCCAAAAGUAUUGCUACUUGAUGAGGCCACAAGUGCAAUGGAUUCACACAAUGAAAAAAUUGUGCAAAAAGUCCUUGAAGAAAUUCAAACGAGUAAUCCUCAUCAAGCAUCACUUAUAAUUGCUCAUCGUCUUUCUACCAUUCGUUCAUGUGAUCUCAUCGGUGUACUUGACAAAGGAUAUCUGGUCGAAUGUGAUACACACAACGAAUUGAUGCAGCGUCGUGCAGCCUAUUAUCGCAUGGUUUCUCGAGACAGUGAAGAAUUAUAG